AUGGCCUUCUUCGAGGACGGGGCCGAAGGAGGGUUUGCGCCGCGGCCGGCUUUGGGCCCACGACGCCCGAGGCCUGUCACGGAUUAUGGCUCGUCACUGGUGCAGUGGGUGCGGGUUCGACAGCCUCGAUACAAGGGAGCUCCCAGACUGGAGGCAGAGCGGCCGAGUGCUAGCUAUACCGUUGAUAUACUUCCUCCGGUAGCUACUAUACAUUCCGCAGCGAGUACGAUUCCCGUUCGACACCUACAUCAGUCCAUUGGAAAAUCAAAGAAACCUAUAACAGUCGUGAGAUGGACGCCGGACGGUCGUCGUUUGCUUACCGGUGGUCACACGGGUGAAUUCAUGCUAUGGAACGGCACGGCUUUCAAUUUUGAAACUGUCAUGGAUGCGCAUUAUGACCAAUUUCAGGCUGGCGUGACAUCGGCUGCCUGGUCGCAUAGCCACGACUGGCUUAUAUCAGGCGGACAAAAGGGCGAUGUCAAGUAUUGGAGGCCGAAUUUUAACAACGUCGAAACCGUUGACGAUGCGCACCAAGAAGCCGUCAGGGAUCUAACAUGGUGCCCCAACGAUUCAAAGUUUCUUUCAGCCUCUGACGAUACGACGUUGAAGAUAUUUGAUUUCACGGCUCGAACGUGUGAGAUGGUUCUGACCGGGCAUGGAUGGGAUGUCAAAUCUUGCGACUGGCAUCCAACAAAGGGUCUGCUGGUUUCAGGCUCCAAGGACCACCAAGUCAAGUUCUGGGACCCUCGCACUGGCAGGUGCUUGACAACACUACAUACACAUAAGAACACCGUCACCACCACGAAAUUUUCGCCGGUCAACACGAACCUCUUGGGAACAUCCUCUCGCGACCAAACUGGCCGUGUAUUUGACCUGCGUAUGAUGCGGGACAUAUGUAUAUUGAGGGGUCAUGAGAAACCAAUCUCGUCUUUAGCCUGGCACCCGAUGCACAGCAACAUGAUAUCUACUGGCAGCGAGGACGGGUCUCUAUACCAUUAUCUGCUUGACGAGCCUAACCUUCCUGCUGGGCAGAUGCCUACUGUUGCUCCAUAUGGCACUACGGAUCCUACGAACACUCCUGCACAGGUUAUAUUCCCGGCACAUAAGAUCCAAUACGCCCACGGAGCGACUAUUUGGUCCCUUGACUGGCACCCACUAGGCCACAUUCUCGCUUCGGGAUCUAAAGAUAACUUCACCCGCUUCUGGUCCCGUGCCAGACCAGGAGAAAUAAACUACCUCAAGGACCGAUUCCAUAUCGGAGAAGAGGCUGCCGAGGCGCAAGGAACAUGGAACCGUGGGUUUGGACGUAAACAGAUGCGCGAGGAAGAAGAACAGGAAGCACAGGCAGAAGAUGAGAGCCGUAUGGACCAACGGCAAGCCGCGGAGUCACAGAUCCCUGGCAUUCAAAACGCUGGUACUGAAGGCCAAGGCUUACCCGGCCUACUCCCUGGUAUCGGAGCAUUACAACCUCCACCUCCACCGCCGCCCAAUGCAUCCGGAAUCCCCCCAUCCCUCCCGCAGAUGGACCCUGGACGCUUAGCUGCCAUGCUAUCCCAGGGUGGCUACCCUCCUCCACCUCCACCACUAGGCCAGGGCCAGCAACCUCUAUUCCCGCAUGCCACUCCUCCCCCACCACCACCACCACCUUUCUACCCAGGCAGCAUACCGCCAAACAUGGCGCACAUGUUUCCUAACCCGCAGUUCCCACCUCCCGGAAUGCCUCCUCAGAAUUUUGGGCAGCAGGGCUAUCCUCCUCCGCCUUCUGGGCUACCAGGGUUAUUUGCUGGAGCAAACGAUAAGCCAAAGUGA
Nannizzia gypsea CBS 118893 is the source of this 1809-nucleotide messenger RNA. Its product is annotated as polyadenylation factor subunit 2. Gene Ontology annotation, molecular function: protein binding. Bases 1 to 1809 code for a protein of 602 amino acids. The transcript has 4 exons. NCBI's taxonomy places the organism in Eukaryota, Fungi, Ascomycota, Eurotiomycetes, Onygenales, Arthrodermataceae. Gene Ontology annotation, cellular component: mRNA cleavage and polyadenylation specificity factor complex. The record is from RefSeq and is a predicted model, not a curated record.